CACAUAAAGCUCCGGUGGCUGUUGUAUGCGCCGUUGAGUGGCGCACCCCGGCGAUCAGUAGCGCGCGGAGCUUUCGCAGCUUUGUACUUUGGGGCUCAGAGGCUCAGUCAGACGCAGCACCGGCGGUAGUAGGACGUGUGGUUCGGCGCGCGUGGCGUUGAAGCACGCGGUUCUGUGUCGCGUGCUCACUCCGGAACAGCCCGGACUCGGAUGGUGGUGGUCAGCGAUGUCAUCUGACAUCAAGGAGGACAGACCCAACGCGUCCAAGGAGGAGGAGGACAAUGCCGUGACCAAAGAGUUUUGUGCCAACAGGACGCUUUCUUGGCACGAGCACGUCUACAAGAAGUUAACCAACAAACCCACGCCGCACCUGAUCGAGAACAUCCUGGGGAUCCAGAACCGGCCCCAUCAGUUCAAAGAAGUGCAGGACUUACCCAAAAGUAAUAGAAUGACUGUUAGUGCACCCGUUUCCCCGCAGGAUAAGUUCCCUAAGUUGGAGCCCUCUGUGAACGAAGUUAAUGAACCUUUAAAUUUGUCAAUUCGUAGUGACCUUAAAGUGCGGACAAAGACUGUUAAAGAACCGACAAGAAAGAGAAAAAAGACUAGGGAACCGCUGGAUCUGAAGUUAUCAACGGGCCCCCUUCAUCCCCCGCACCCCACCGAAUCCAUAGCGGAAGACGGCGAUGCGAAAAGUAAGAAGAAAAAAGCUCGGACCACGUUCACAGGAAGACAGAUUUUCGAGUUGGAAAAGCAGUUCGAAAUGAAGAAGUAUCUGAGUAGCAGCGAAAGAUCGGAGAUGGCCAAGCUACUUAAUGUUACUGAAACUCAGGUGAAGAUCUGGUUCCAAAACCGACGGACAAAGUGGAAGAAGAUCGACAACAUCUCGAACGCGGAGGCGGCAGAGCACAAGAACCACACGAUCCCGAAGGACGGGGCGAAGUCCGACGACGUCAAGUUGCGGACCUACUCGAAGCACGUCAGCCAGAGCUCCAACUCGAGCAUGGAGAGCGACUCCAAGAGUUCGGUCACCUCGGGAGCCGACUCCUUGCAAGCUAAAUCUUUCAAAGAUAUUCUGCAAAAUUCGCGCACAAACCCGCUGUCUCCCGACCCACACUUCCAAUCCCAGAUGGACUCUGCCAAAGAUGUUCUCUUGAAUUUGUCGUUUAACAUUAAGGACAAAUCCUAAAAGGAUGUCUUCUAGUGACAAAUUUGUAACACAAAGAGUACAAUUCCGUUAGUUGCACAUACAUAUUAGAAGAAUAUUUUUCAUAACUGAUUUAGAUGUAUCGUAACUUCAUAUUUUGUAUGUAAAUACCACUAUGUUUGUAAUGAUCCAUUUCAUGUAAUAUCAUCAUUGAAUAAA
This is a messenger RNA of Zophobas morio, 1363 nucleotides long. RefSeq names its product homeobox protein Hox-A4 (gene NK7.1). Gene Ontology annotation, molecular function: RNA polymerase II cis-regulatory region sequence-specific DNA binding; DNA-binding transcription factor activity, RNA polymerase II-specific. The record is from RefSeq and is a predicted model, not a curated record. NCBI's taxonomy places the organism in Eukaryota, Metazoa, Arthropoda, Insecta, Coleoptera, Tenebrionidae. Gene Ontology annotation, biological process: cell differentiation; regulation of transcription by RNA polymerase II. The transcript has 3 exons. The coding region runs from base 227 to 1186 and encodes 319 amino acids. Gene Ontology annotation, cellular component: nucleus.